UGAUCCUAAUUGGGAAGCUUCAGCGCUGGAUCAGGGACCCAGAACCAGGAGCUGGAACCCCUAUAAUUGAGGCCAAUAAGUGUACUUCAUAGAAAGGCAUUGGAAAGGCGAAGGCCUCGGCUCGUGACAGGGCCUCCAGGCCUGGCGACUUGUCCCUGAGCGAGCGAGUGAUCCUCAAAUACUCAUGCUCUAGUGACUAUUACAAUGAACGUCAUGCACCACGCGUCGGCCUGUGAUGCAGCAGCGAGGACGCAGCGGAUGGGCAUCGUGAUCGCGACAGGCCCAAGCCGCAUCGCCACCUGCGCCGUCGCCGUCUCCUCCAGCGCUAGCGCCCCACUCCUCCCUCCAACGCAACCUCCCCUAUCCGCAUCCGCCCUCCCAGCCCUCCCUCGCCAUGCCCUCCCCGUCCCCAGUCGCCAAGCACCCUCUCGCCGCCAAGCACCCUCCCUCCUCCACCCCUCCCUGCGCACUCGGACCCGCAGCACCCAAGCCAGCUCGCCCCCUCCCGAUCCGCACGACCCCCUCAACCCCCAGCAAUUCCCCUCCCUCGACCCAUCCCAACCCUCAACCCACCCAAACCUCGACAACCCCAGCAGCGCUGCUCCCAGCGCCUACGUCAGCGCUGCCACCGACAGCUUCUCCGACCCCGCAGCCAGCACUUGGGACCCGCAGCAGCAGCCGUACGACUUCUCCCUCGCUGAGUCCGCGUACACCGCAACGCUACCACCCCCACUAACACCAUCCUCUGCCACUGCCUCGACAGCAGCACCAGAAGCAGCGGAAGCUCAAGUCCCGGCAGUAGCAGCAGCAGCAGCCGAAGCACCAGCCGGCAGUGCUGCUGCUGCGGUUCCUCGCUCGCCGCAUGCUCCCCGCCGCGUGUGCAUCUUCGUGGAGCCCUCGCCCUUCACCUACGUGUCGGGCUACAAGAACCGCUUCACCACCAUGAUCCGGUUCCUGGUGGAGGCGGGCUGCGAGGUGCUGGUGGUCACAACGGGCAAGGGCUACACGCUGCCGGGAGUGGAUUCCUCCAGCUUCCGCGAGCAGCCCGGCAGCUGGGCGGGCGCACGGGUGGUGUCGGCACUCAGCUUCGGCUGCCCCUGGUACGCGCAGGUGCCGCUGAGCUUCGCACUGUCGCCCAGGAUAUGGCGGGAAGUGAGGGACUUCCGCCCCGACCUCAUCCACUGCUCCUCCCCCGGCGUCAUGGUCUUCGCCGCCAAGCUGUACGCCUGGCUGCUGCGCGCCCCCAUCGUGCUGUCGUACCACACCCACGUGCCGUCGUACCUGCCGCGGUACGGCAUCAGCUGGCUGGUUCCCGCCAUGUGGGGCUUCCUGCGGCUGCUGCACGCCACGGCGCACCUCACGCUCACGGUGAGCCCCGCCAUGGUGGAGGAGCUGCUGGCUAACAAGGCGGUGGAGCGACGGGAGCAGAUACAGGUCUGGAAGAAGGGUGUCGACUCGGACACCUUCCACCCUCGCUUCCGCUGCGACGCCAUGCGCUCCCGCCUCACCGCCGGCCGCCCCGAGCGCCCCGUGCUGGUGUACGUUGGGAGGCUGGGCUUCGAGAAGAACCUCUUCUUCCUGCGCCGCCUGCUGGACCGUAACCCGGGGGUCAGCCUGGCGUUCGUGGGGGACGGCCCCGCGCGCGCGGAGCUGCAGACCGCCUUCCAGGGCACCCCCACCACCUUCCUGGGCAUGCUGCAUGGUGAGGACCUGUCGUCCGCCUACGCCUCCUCCGACGUGUUCGUAAUGCCCAGCGAGAGCGAGACGCUGGGCUUCGUGGUGCUGGAGGCCAUGGCGGCGCAGCUGCCCGUGGUGGCAGUGCGCGCGGGGGGCAUUCCCGACAUCAUCCGGCCGGAGGAUAACGGUGUGACUGGGUUCCUGUACGAGCCGGGUGAUGAGGAGCGGGCUGCGGAGCUGGUGGGGCAGCUGGCGGCGGACCUGGAGCUCAGGGCUCGUGUGGGCGCCCGGGCCCGCCAGGAGGUGGCCAAGUGGGACUGGCGCGCCGCCACGCUCCACCUCCUCAACGUGCAGUACCCGCUAGCCAUGGCGGCGGCUGCAGUACAGUACGGCAGGGCGCUGGGGCAGGUGGCGGCGGAGGCGGCGGCGGGGGCCGUCCUGGCAUCACAGCAGCAGGAACAGGCUGCUGCUGCACUUACAGCACAGGCGGCUUGAGGAGGAGGAGGAGGAGGAGGAGGAGGAAGGAAGCGGCGGUGCCGGCGUGAGAGGAGAAGCGCACCGGUACCGGUAGUUGCUGGCGGGCGUUGCAUUGAGCGUUGGAGAGGCAUGCAUGGGUGCUUGGGGAGGCAGGAAAGGAGCAAAGGAGCGACGAAGAUCUCAAUGCAUAUGAGAGGGGCGUGUGGAAGUAGUGCUGCGUGCAUCCCGGUGCAAGGGGCUGCGGUAGGCACGAGGCGGGGAUGAAAGAAAGAGCGUGGAAGAAAGAGGGUGGAAGCAAGUAGGUAAAGGGAAGUCCAGCUAUGGGAAGUCCUUGGGGCAUGGGUUGCUGCUUGCUGGCGCGGUGGUUUUGUUCCUGGGUGUUCUUGCUUGGUGCAAAGGCUGUGCGGAUGUGUCCUAUGCAGGCUAUGGUUGUGUGGGAAUAGUGAAGUCCUUGGGGCCUGUGUGCUAUUGCUUGCCAGAGCUUUCCGAGGGCUGUUGCACAUGCAUGCAACGUAGGAUCAGAUCGUCUAAACCGUAUGGUUCGUCUAACCGUAUGGUAUAUGCAAUCGGCCGCGUGUGUUCUUUCUGCGUGUGUGUGGUGCAUGUGCUAGGCAGUUGCCAAGCAUGAGGGAGGUGAUGAGUGGUAGUGCAAGCUGACCAGCUCACCGCUUCCCCUGCUUGUGUUAUAUCUCGUAUGUAUGUGGGUUACUCCCAGCGAAACAUGCAUGCAUCUAAAUGGAGCGAAACGCCGAGAAGACCGUAAUAUUUGGUCAAAAGCCUGCGCUGCGGGCUGUCUGCAACGGCAGGCGCCUGGCAGGCAAUAAGUAUUUUCCGAGGGUUAGGAGACAACCAAAGGUUAUUACAGAGGAGAAGAAAAAGCGUGUGCGCAUGUGACGAACUUGAUGAUGAAGGUGCUGGCCAUGCAAGGAGCCCCGUGAGGUCUUACCGUACACAUGUUGAGGAGGAGCAUGUGUGUGCUGUGCGUUUUCUUACGGAAACAUUUAAAGGUUUAAGCUGGUUUCGGAGCAAAUUGCUGCUGGAGAUCUUAGCAAGAGAGAGCAGGAGGGGACGGGGAUCCGGCACACAUUUAUGUUGCAUCCGUGGCAGGGGCGUAAGCCCCUAUUGCCGAGAUCUUGCAGUGCGUUGUACCUCAUGACAUACGUCAGCAAUGAUCACCUCGCUGUGUAUGGCCGUCAUUGACGUUCGUAGCCGUCAUCGCCUUUCCGGGCCUGUCCUAACACCUUAUGGCCUCAUGCUGCUCGGGGGAUAAUGGGAUAAGGG
Messenger RNA from Astrephomene gubernaculifera, 3435 nucleotides. The record is from the annotation of a GenBank genome assembly. Lineage: Eukaryota; Viridiplantae; Chlorophyta; Chlorophyceae; Chlamydomonadales; Astrephomenaceae.